Molecule: messenger RNA, 1883 nt
Organism: Saccostrea cuccullata (small rock oyster)
Lineage: Eukaryota; Metazoa; Mollusca; Bivalvia; Ostreida; Ostreidae
Product: IgGFc-binding protein-like
Exons: 6
Coding region: 657-1757 (366 amino acids)
Source: RefSeq, a predicted model, not a curated record
AUUUUCCUUCCCUUUUUUCUGGUAGCCUAAGUCUAUAAAAAACUGAGAAAGACGUGCUGUUCUGUGAUAGGAAUAGUAGAAGAAAUAUGUAGUAAUCUAGAAGGAAAAUAACCGAUGGAAUGGAACUGAAUAAGCAUGGCGCACAUUGGUUCAAAGGGAGUAAAGAAGGGCAAUACAUUGAUUAUGAAGAUGAUCACAGAUAUGAAGAGCUUAGGUGUCAGUCAACAAAAACAAGGAAUGUAAAAGAAAUUAGCAUUUACCAUCCAACCACACCUAGGAGAUCUUUGAAACCUCUUUUGGCGGUUCUUCUCUUCAUCAUUCUCAUAUGCGGACUUGCCUCGACAUCUGCAUUAUAUGGUCUCGAGAAAAGAAAAUCCGAAGAUAACCAUCCGCCGAAAUCUUUGAUUAAAGAUGAAUUUUUGAAUAACCUAUGAAGAGGCCAGAAACCAAAAUCAACAAAACAGGGAAACAGAGAGUUGGGAAGCAGAGGACAUAGUUUUCUGAUCAGCUUUAUCCAAAGUAACAAUAAUGAAAGUGAAUCAAACCGAACAAUUAUUGUGUCAUCAGAAACUGAUUUCAAUUUAACAGUUUCACUACCAGAGACUAAAAGUUCAAGUCUUGUAUCCAUUUCUAGUCGUAGAAGUGGAAACAUCAUCAUGAAGAAGUUAGAUGUACACUAUUCUCUUGUUCCUUUUUACUUCACCCCUGAAUAUAAAGGUAUUAUCAUCAACACCUCAGUCCCGUCAACUGUAUUGUCUUAUCAUGGACUUCAUUUAUCUCCAGAUACCACAACUGUAUUACCAAUUACCAAGCUUUCAACAUCCUACAUACUAUUGACAGCACCGCCAACACAUAAUUAUUUCGACAGUGGAAGUCAUUUCACAGUUGCUUCUUUGAAUGACAAUACUCUUGUUAGCAUUGUAUUCGCACUUGAUCAUGACACAGAUAUAGCGCUUCAGGGAAGAAGUUAUGGGAGAGGGGACAAAUUUAAUAUUAUUUUAAACAGAUAUCAAACGUUUCAAAUAGGACAUCAAGCAGAUAUGACAGGAACAACGAUCCAUUCUUCCAAACCGGUUGCAGUUUUUGCAGGAAAUAGUUGUAGUAAUGUCAGUUACUAUGGCUACUGCAGUAUGCUCAUGGAAAUGGUUCCACCCACUGAAGAAUUAGAUAAUGUAUUCAUCGUGCCCCCAAACAUUCAUAGAUUCCAAUCGCAUGUACGCAUUGCAUCGAUAGAGAAAACGGAUAUAAAAUAUAGCACUGAGGAAACCUCUACAAGAACACUUCUUUUGAAAAAUCGGUUUGCUGAAUUCCUUGUUCGCGAACACGAAAUAGGUGUUAUAUUUUCUACCAAACCUGUGUUAGUGAACAGCAUUGCAGCUUCUUCAGCAAAUGCUAAAAUAUAUGGCGAUGCAUUCAUGGUCACCAUUCCUGGAAUUAAUCAGUAUCUCAACGCUUACACAAAUUUCGUGCCUGAGGGGUACAACUUCAGCUUCGUUACUUUUAUGAUAAAACAUGAUUCUCUUAGAAAUCUUCAAAUCAACGGAACAAAAUUCAAUGUAGAGAGCUGUCUUUUUAAAGCUUCAGUUUCAGUUGGAAAGCAUCUUUACUAUGUUUGUACUACAAGUGUUUCGAGCGGUGUUAUUGAUGUUAAAACAUCAGAUGGGUCGCGAUUUGGUUUUAUCGUAACUGGUCAACGCGCAUUCGAUGGUCAUGGCUACACUGGAAAUACACUGUUGAACAUUAAUUGUGAGACUUGACAACAACAUUGCAAAUUAAUGAUUUUUCCCUUAUAAUCGAAUGAAGUGCAAAGGAUCACAGUUUGAAUAUUUAAGGAAGUCUAAUAAUGUGCUUGACUACAAACUUUAGUAUUCACUAUGGAAAAA